Tinamus guttatus (white-throated tinamou) is the source of this 1254-nucleotide messenger RNA. It is a transcript of the gene ST6GALNAC3, whose product is annotated as ST6 N-acetylgalactosaminide alpha-2,6-sialyltransferase 3. NCBI's taxonomy places the organism in Eukaryota, Metazoa, Chordata, Aves, Tinamiformes, Tinamidae. Gene Ontology annotation, biological process: ganglioside biosynthetic process; oligosaccharide metabolic process. Gene Ontology annotation, molecular function: alpha-N-acetylgalactosaminide alpha-2,6-sialyltransferase activity. The record is from RefSeq and is a predicted model, not a curated record.
AGAAAGUCCGUUGUUGCUGUGGGUUUCCUUGCAGCCUUCCUCUGUCUGAUCAUCAUUCGUCUCACAAAUGAAGUUAGCUUUCCUCUCAUCCUAAACUGCUUUGGACAAACCAGUGUCAAGUGGAUACCAUUUUCUAACGGCCAAAGGCGGCCUGUGAGAACUCACUAUGGAUAUAUAAAUGUGAAAACACAAGAGCCUCUGCAACUAGACUGUGACCUGUGUGCCAUCGUUUCAAACUCAGGCCAGAUGGCUGGCCAGAAGGUGGGAGCCGAGAUAGACAAGUCUUCCUGCAUAUGGAGGAUGAACAACGCUCCCACCAAGGGCUAUGAGGAGGAUGUUGGGAAGAGAACAACCGUAAGAGUGGUCUCUCACACAAGCGUGCCCCUGUUACUCAAGAACCCUGAGUAUUUUUUCAAAGAAACCAACAACACUGCCUAUGUGAUCUGGGGUCCUUUUCGGAACAUGAGGAAGGAUGGAAAUGGCAUCGUGUACAACAUGCUGAAGAAAACUGUUGACAGCUACCCAGCUGCCAAGAUCUAUGUGACAACUGAAAAGCGCAUGGGUUACUGUGAUGCUGUGUUUAAGAAGGAGACAGGAAAAGACCGAGUCCAGUCAGGUUCAUAUCUCAGUACGGGCUGGUUUACCUUAAUUUUGGCUAUGGAUGCCUGCUAUGGAAUUCACGUCUAUGGGAUGAUAAAUGACACCUACUGCAAGUCUGAAGGCUUUCGAAAAGUUCCCUACCAUUAUUAUGAGCCAGGAAGAGAUGAGUGUGAGGAGUACUUUCUGCAUGAAAAUGCUCCAUAUGGAGGCCAUAGAUUCAUCACAGAAAAGAAAGUAUUUGCUAAAUGGGCCAAGAAGCACACAAUAAUAUUUACGCACCCCAACUGGACAGUGUCUUGAUGCUAGUUUUCUUAACUCCCCUUUAAUAGCAUAAUAUUACAAAAAUGUCUCGGUUUACAAUAAUUUUGCUUACAUCUGACUGGACUUUCUCAGCCUAGGUAAUGCUAAACUAAAAUCUAGAAGACAAAGAGGGUGAUGGUUCAGCUGUUAAGCAAAAUUAAUCUAUCUGUGGAAGCAAGACAAGUUGCUUGUUGUUUCUUAGGGUUUUACUCUACAUAAUGCACUUUAUAUUGUAACUGGAUACUACAGCAAAACCAGAGCAGUUAGACAGCUGCAAUUUCCAGUAUAUACAGGUGCACAUGCACACACAGAGAACAAGGCAGUCCUUUAAAAUUUGUCUGUUGACUUAGUUAA